Messenger RNA from Vigna radiata var. radiata (mung bean), 1370 nucleotides. Its product is annotated as S-adenosylmethionine carrier 1, chloroplastic/mitochondrial. Bases 137 to 1120 code for a protein of 327 amino acids. Gene Ontology annotation, molecular function: S-adenosyl-L-methionine transmembrane transporter activity. NCBI's taxonomy places the organism in Eukaryota, Viridiplantae, Streptophyta, Magnoliopsida, Fabales, Fabaceae. Gene Ontology annotation, cellular component: mitochondrial inner membrane. The record is from RefSeq and is a predicted model, not a curated record. Gene Ontology annotation, biological process: transmembrane transport. The transcript is spliced from 13 exons.
AGAAAUAACUGAUAGUGUAAUAUAGGACGAUAAAAAAGAAGAUAACUUGUGCCUGCACAUUUCUUCCUCUUCUUUUAUCCGUGACUGUUAUCUCUUCACUUUUCUUGUAACCUUCUCAGUUUUGCGUGGCGCAGUCAUGGGUCCCUUUACACUCUCCGUUAUGGUUAAUGACUCUGCCAUUUCAUUACCAGAUGCUUGUUCGAAGAGAAAACAGAACUUUCUUCUGAAAAAUUCUUUUGCAUCGGUUAGCAUGGGAGAUGAAAAGCCUUUUGACUUCUUACGCACUUUAUUUGAGGGCGUUAUUGCAGGAGGUACAGCUGGAGUUGUUGUUGAAACAGCUUUAUACCCAAUCGACACUAUUAAAACACGUCUGCAGGCUGCUCGCGGGGGAGAAAAACUAAUAUUGAAAGGCUUGUAUUCCGGAUUGGCAGGGAACCUUGCUGGUGUCUUACCGGCGUCUGCUUUAUUUGUGGGAGUUUAUGAACCUAUAAAGCAGAAAUUGCUGAGGAUAUUUCCUGAAAAUCUGAGUGCUUUUAGUCAUUUAACUGCAGGUGCCAUAGGAGGCAUUGCUGCUUCAUUGAUUCGUGUUCCAACGGAGGUUAUCAAGCAACGAAUGCAAACUGGGCAGUUUACUUCAGCUUCUGGUGCCGUUCGCUUUAUUGCUUCUAAGGAAGGCUUCAAAGGAUUUUAUGCUGGGUAUGGAUCUUUUUUGUUGCGAGAUUUACCCUUUGAUGCUAUUCAGUUUUGCAUCUAUGAGCAGAUUCGAAUAGGUUAUAUGCUUGCGGCACGAAGAAAUCUGAAUGAUCCAGAAAAUGCAAUUAUUGGUGCUUUUGCAGGUGCACUAACUGGAGCCAUAACUACUCCCCUUGAUGUCAUCAAGACAAGGUUAAUGGUUCAAGGAUCUGCAAACCAAUACAAGGGAAUUGUUGACUGUGUUCAAACUAUUAUCAAGGAAGAAGGACCUCGUGCCUUUUUGAAGGGUAUUGGUCCCAGAGUACUAUGGAUAGGCAUAGGUGGUUCAAUAUUCUUUGGUGUCCUUGAGAGUACAAAACGUUUUCUUGCUGAGAGGCGUCCUAUAGAAUUUCAGCACACAUACUCAGACAAAAGUAAAGAUAAAUAGAUUUUUUUUCCUAGCCUAUCUCACUGGCUUUUUCCAAGAGCAAUAGUUUCUUAAAUACAGUGUACCCUCUUCAAUUUUUCUUUUGUUUUCCAAUUUGAAGCGUUCAGAGAAAAAUAGUAUUUGAUUAUUUUCCUUCCUGCUUGUCCGUCAGCUAUAACAUUGUUCAAUAACUGAAAUGAUUUUUUGUUGAAUUUUGAGAAGCAUGAAUUAAUAAGAAUUGAGACUAAAAAAUAGUCACAUCACUUGAAAA